Molecule: messenger RNA, 4389 nt
Organism: Rubroshorea leprosula
Lineage: Eukaryota; Viridiplantae; Streptophyta; Magnoliopsida; Malvales; Dipterocarpaceae
Source: the annotation of a GenBank genome assembly
CGAACCCUAACAAGGAAGAUGAAGGAGAAGCGGCAAUCUCUGCAUUCGUAGAACCUUCUCGAACCAUCAGGUACUGAUAAAACCUAAUCCUCGUUAAAUUGGAAUCAUUUAAUACUCUUCCUUGAAUCUUCAUUCAUUGUCUUCCCAACAAUGGCGGCUGAACCCGAUGUAAACGAUGGUCUCGCGAAACUCGAGUACCUCUCUCUCGUCUCCAAGGUCUGCAACGAGCUGGAGACACAUCUAGGGUUUGCAGACAAGAUUCUGGCGGAGUUCAUCACCGAAAUGGGCCGUCACUGCGAGACGGUUGAUGAAUUUGAUGCUAAGCUGAAGGAGAAUGGUGCCGAGAUGCCUGAUUACUUUGUUAGAACCUUGCUUACCAUUAUCCAUGCGAUUCUUCCGCCCAAUCCUAAGGGAGAUAAGGACUCGAAGAAGGAGCAGGGGGCAGGUGAUGGAAAGAAAGCUAAGUUUAAAGCGCUUGCAAUUGCGGAUGAUAGGGAGAGAGCGAAGCAACUUGAGGAGGAAAUCGAGAUGGAGUCCCGAGGUUGGCGGCGGGAAGAAGAAGAUAGGCGUGGAGAGGGGGAGAGAGAUAGAGACAGAGGCAGACAGCGUCGAGAAGAUGAUAGGCACGGAGACAGGCAUAGGGACAGAGACAGGCGGGAUAGAGAUAGGGAUCGGGACAGGGAUAGGGAUAGGAACAGAGAUAGGGAUAGAGACAGGUACGGGGAUAGGUAUCAUGAGGAGGAAGUUGAUGAUGAUCGGAGGGAUCAUAGGAGUAGGGGCAGGAACAGAGACAGGGGUGAUAGGGAAGAUGGUGAAGAGGGAGAAAGGAGGACCAACAGGCGGUACCUCGGUGACAGCGAACUUGAAUUGUAUAAGGUCUACAAGGGAAGGAUUUCAAAAGUGAUGGACUCGGGUUGUUUUGUGCAGUUGAACGAUUUUAGGGGCAAGGAAGGUCUGGUUCAUGUUUCACAGAUUGCCAGUAGGAGGAUUGCUAGUGCAAAAGAUGUGGUGAAGCGGGAUCAGGAGGUUUAUGUCAAGGUCAUUUCUGUUUCUGGUCAGAAGUUGAGUCUAUCAAUGAGGGAUGUUGAUCAGGAUACUGGUAAGGACUUGCUACCUUUGAAAAAGAGUUCAGAUGAUGAUACUUUUAGGACCAAUCCUUCAGGAGGAAAGGAUGGACCUGUAACUAGGACUGGUCUUUCGGGGAUUCGUAUUGUGGAAGAGGAGGACGCCAUUCCAUCGCGUAGGCCAUUGAAGAGGAUGAGUUCACCUGAGAGAUGGGAGGCAAAACAGUUGAUUGCAUCUGGUGUUUUGAGGGUGGAUGAGUAUCCUACUUAUGAUGAGGAAGGGGAUGGAGUACUUUAUCAAGAAGAGGGUGCUGAGGAGGAGCUUGAGAUUGAGAUGAAUGAAGAUGAACCAGCUUUUCUGCAAGGACAGACAAGGUACUCCGUGGAUAUGUCACCAGUGAAGAUAUUCAAAAAUCCAGAAGGUUCCUUGAGUCGUGCAGCUGCUCUGCAGUCUGCCCUUAUCAAGGAACGGAGAGAAGUACGAGAACAGCAGCAACGAACUAUGUUGGAUUCAAUUCCAAAGGAUCUUAAUCGUCCUUGGGAAGACCCAAUGCCAGAGACAGGUGAGAGGCAUCUGGCACAAGAGCUUAGAGGUGUUGGAUUGUCUGCUUAUGAUAUGCCUGAAUGGAAGAAGGAUGCUUUUGGAAAAGCUCUAACUUUUGGGCAGAGGUCAAAGCUCUCAAUCCAGGAGCAGAGGCAGAGCCUGCCAAUUUACAAAUUGAAAAAGGAACUGAUUCAGGCCGUACACGACAAUCAAGUUCUGGUUGUCAUUGGUGAGACUGGCUCAGGUAAAACAACCCAGGUAACACAGUAUCUAGCAGAGGCAGGCUACACUACAAGGGGCAAGAUUGGAUGUACUCAACCAAGGAGAGUUGCUGCAAUGUCUGUGGCCAAGAGGGUAGCUGAGGAGUUUGGUUGUCGGUUAGGAGAGGAAGUUGGGUAUGCCAUUCGUUUUGAAAAUUGUACUGGACCAGACACUGUGAUCAAGUAUAUGACUGAUGGUAUGCUUCUUAUGGAGAUUCUUACUGAUGAGAACCUUUCUCAGUACUCAGUGGUUAUGCUUGAUGAAGCACAUGAGCGGACAAUCCACACCGAUGUUCUAUUUGGGCUAUUGAAACAGCUUGUGAAACGGAGACCUGAUCUUCGUUUGAUUGUUACAUCUGCCACAUUGGAUGCAGAGAAGUUUUCAGGCUACUUCUUCAACUGUAAUAUUUUCACAAUCCCGGGGAGAACCUUUCCUGUGGAGAUACUUUACACUAAACAGCCGGAAAGUGACUAUUUGGAUGCUGCUUUGAUAACAGUCCUCCAGAUACACUUGACUGAACCUGAAGGUGACGUUCUUCUCUUCUUGACUGGUCAGGAGGAAAUUGAUUUUGCAUGCCAAUCUCUUUAUGAGCGUAUGAAGGGGUUAGGUAAAAAUGUACCUGAGUUGAUUAUUUUACCAGUUUAUAGUGCCCUCCCCAGUGAGAUGCAGUCUAGGAUUUUUGAUCCUGCUCCUCCAGGGAAGAGGAAGGUGGUGGUGGCAACCAAUAUUGCCGAGGCUUCUUUGACAAUUGACGGAAUAUUCUAUGUGGUUGAUCCUGGGUUUGCUAAGCAAAAUGUUUAUAAUCCAAAGCAAGGGCUUGAUUCUUUGGUUAUAACUCCAAUUUCACAAGCAUCAGCCAAGCAACGUGCUGGGCGUGCAGGACGUACAGGGCCUGGAAAGUGUUACCGCCUGUACACUGAAAGUGCAUAUCGAAAUGAGAUGUCACCUACCACCAUUCCAGAAAUUCAAAGAAUCAAUCUUGGAUUAACAACACUUACUAUGAAGGCUAUGGGAAUCAAUGAUCUCCUUUCUUUUGAUUUUAUGGAUCCACCCUCACCCCAAGCACUCAUUUCUGCCAUGGAACAGCUGUACAGUCUAGGAGCUCUUGAUGAGGAGGGGCUUCUAACCAAAUUGGGUAGGAAAAUGGCAGAAUUUCCUCUUGACCCUCCACUGUCAAAGAUGUUACUGGCUAGUGUAGACCUUGGUUGUAGUGAUGAGAUUUUGACAAUCAUAGCCAUGAUCCAAACUGGAAACAUCUUCUACAGGCCUAGGGAAAAACAAGCUCAAGCUGAUCAGAAGAGAGCCAAGUUUUUCCAGCCGGAGGGAGACCACUUGACUCUGCUGGCUGUUUAUGAAGCCUGGAAAGCUAAGAACUUUUCAGGUCCUUGGUGUUUUGAAAAUUUUGUUCAGUCUCGAUCCUUGAGGAGGGCUCAAGAUGUCAGAAAACAACUUCUCAGCAUCAUGGACAAGUACAAAUUGGAUGUGGUAAGUGCAGGAAAGAAUUUUACAAAGAUAAGGAAGGCUAUUACUGCAGGAUUCUUUUUCCAUGCUGCAAGGAAGGACCCACAAGAAGGAUAUAGGACUCUGGUUGAGAACCAGCCUGUUUACAUUCACCCAAGUAGUGCGCUUUUUCAGAGACAACCAGACUGGGUGAUCUACCAUGAGCUGGUGAUGACAACAAAGGAAUACAUGCGUGAAGUAACAGUGAUUGACCCAAAGUGGCUUGUUGAACUGGCUCCAAGAUUCUUCAAAGUGGCAGAUCCCACGAAAAUGAGCAAGCGCAAACGUCAAGAACGUAUUGAACCUCUCUAUGAUAGAUAUCAUGAACCUAAUUCUUGGCGUCUGAGUAAGCGACGAGCUUGAUUUGUCAGUAUUGGUAUUUAGUUGGUUGCAAAUCUCUGUGUCUCCCACAGUUUUGGAAUUGCUCAUUAGCGCUUAUUGUAUGAUUUGGUUGUUGGUGGCAAGUUAAUAGCUCUUAAACCGAGUUUAAUUGGAGUACAGCUUCAGCGCAUGAACAACCUGUGAGCAGGGAGGGACCAACAUAACCAUAAACAUACAUGCAGUUGGAUCCAUCCACCAAAAAGAAACAAAGCUUGAAUGAAAACACUUCUUAGAGUGAGUGCGCUUUAGAACAACAUUAUCUCCAUUUAAAUAUUGGUUAUCUCUAGAUUGAAAUUUACCUUUGUCAUUCAUCCAGGAGAACCGUGCUAAGUUUUGAGUGCCUAUAAUAUUCUAGCCUUUUGUGUUUGUUAGUAAUCUUCGUGUUACUUGAAAAGUAGUGUGCCUGUUGCAUCCUGUAACGUGUCAAGUUGAUCAUCUAGUCAAGAAUAUUUGGUUGAAACUAUUCCACAGCCAUGGUUAACUAAGUGGUCAUUCCAUUUUCCCUAAAAAGCGGGCAAGGUACCUUUGUUUACGAUAGAUCCAAGUAUGAAAGUCUUUCUUUUCUUAAAACGUUAUUCGGAAACACUUUACUUUGAAAUACGGUAAUUAUCUGAAUUAGAAUAAUUGCAAUGUAUCCUA